AAACUGGAGCUUCGUUUUUCUUGACUUUUCCGUCCAUUUCAGUUCAUCGUCACUACCACCAUCCUUUUUAACCGGGACAACAUGGCUACUGCAGCGAGCCGUUACUACAGCGAAGACGGCAGGGCAACGAAACGACAGAAAACCGACGGAAUGGCCACGGGAUACGAAGAUCCACACAAGACUCUUCCAUCUGUGGUGGUGCAUGUCCGGGGGCUGGUGGAUGGAGUUACAGAAGCUGACCUUGUAGAGGCUUUGCAAGAAUUUGGAGCAAUCAGCUAUGUGGUGGUGAUGCCCAAGAAGCGCCAGGCAUUGGUGGAGUACGAAGACAUGAAUGGAUCAUCCACAGCUGUAACCUAUGCUGCAGACAACCAAGUUUACAUCGCCGGUCACCCAGCCUUUAUCAACUACUCCACUAGCCAGAAGAUCUCCAGGCCGGGAGAUUCUGAUGACUCUAGAAGUGUUAACAAUGUUCUUCUGCUCACCAUCAUGAACCCCAUCUACCCCAUCACCACGGAUGUCCUCUACACUAUCUGCAACAACUGUGGUCCUGUCCAGAGAAUUGUCAUCUUCAGGAAGAACGGUGUCCAGGCAAUGGUUGAAUUUGACUCUGUGCAAAGUGCCCAGCGAGCCAAGGCAUCACUUAACGGUGCAGACAUCUAUUCCGGCUGCUGCACGCUGAAGAUCGAGUAUGCUAAGCCCACUCGCCUGAAUGUGUUCAAGAAUGACCAAGACACCUGGGACUACACAAACCCCAAUCUGGGAGGUCCAGAUGGUGAUGCAGAUGGCAAUGGGAGCAAUGCAGAAGACGUGAAUGCCAACCCCAACAAGCGCCAGAGACAGCCUGCUCUGCUGGGCGAUCACCCUCCAGAGUACGGAGGUGGUUACCAUGGCUAUGAUGAGAGCUACGGAUCUCCACCCUAUGAAGGUCGACGCAUGGGUCCACCAAUGAGAGGGCGUGGCGGAAGAAGCUAUGGGCCAGGCUAUGGACCACCUCCCCCUCCACCUGGCGAGUAUGGUGCCCACGCUGAUUCUCCAGUGGUCAUGGUGUACGGAUUGGAUCCUAUCAAGAUGAAUGCCGACCGUGUCUUCAAUAUCUUCUGUCUCUAUGGCAAUGUUGAGCGGGUAAAGUUCAUGAAGAGUAAGCCUGGGGCUGCCAUGGUGGAAAUGGGAGACUGCUAUGCAGUGGAUCGCGCCAUCACUCAUCUCAACAAUAACUUUCUCUUUGGACAGAAACUGAAUGUGUGUGUGUCCAAGCAGCAAGCCAUCGUACCCGGUCAGUGCUAUGAGCUGGACGAUGGCUCAAGCAGUUUCAAGGACUUCCAUGGCUCCAGAAACAACCGGUUCACCUCACCAGAACAGGCGGCCAAAAACCGCAUCCAGCACCCGAGCAACGUGUUGCACUUCUUCAACGCUCAGCCAGACGUCACACCAGAGGUGUUCUCUCAGAUCUGUGAUGAGAUUGGUGUCAAAUGCCCCGUCAACGUCAAAAUGUUCACAGGAAAAAGUGGUGCAGCUCCCAGUGACCGCAGUGCUUCAGGUCUGCUGGAGUGGGAGUCCAUUAAUGAUGCCAUGGAGGCCCUGGCCAUGAUGAACCACUUCCAGAUGAAAAACGCAGGUAUGGCUGGUCCUUACCCUUACACCCUCAAACUGUGCUUCUCCACCGUUCAGCACGCCAACUGAACGCACCCUUUUAGCGAGGAUGAUGAAGAUUGGUCAGCCAUUCCCAUGUUCACAUGUACUUAGAUCACGACUGCUUGCAACACACCUGGGGAUAAUUGAUUUUCAAAAACACUUCAAUUACCGUGAAAUAUUAUUCUUCACAAUACAAUUGAUCCCUCCUUAUAUUUGGUAUAUUAAGCUGACUAAACAAAUGCUAACAGGCAUUUAAAAUUUUUGAUAUUUAUGCCCCAGAUGUGGUUUAUAGAGUAUCAGUACCUGUGUGUCUUCGGUAUUAAGUUGUCCUUUUUACUUUUUGUAUUAUGCUUAUACAGUAACCUGACAUGUGAGAAAGCGUAUGUGAAAGUUUUAUGCUCAGGUGGUUCAGUGGCAGUGGUUAACAUGGUUUUGUAAAAGAGCUGUCUUUUGAAACUUUUAUUGUAGCUGAUUUAUUUCUUUUUGUGUUAUUUUAAUUGCUGCCGACUCAGUUGUGUGUCUCCAUGUCUGAUAUGCAGAUGGAGAAUUGUUUUGUUCUAAAAAUAAAAAAAAUCAAUUUAAA
Messenger RNA from Seriola aureovittata, 2215 nucleotides. RefSeq names its product heterogeneous nuclear ribonucleoprotein L-like. The transcript has 14 exons. Lineage: Eukaryota; Metazoa; Chordata; Actinopteri; Carangiformes; Carangidae. Bases 82 to 1680 code for a protein of 532 amino acids. Gene Ontology annotation, biological process: regulation of RNA splicing; mRNA processing. Gene Ontology annotation, molecular function: mRNA binding. Gene Ontology annotation, cellular component: nucleus. The record is from RefSeq and is a predicted model, not a curated record.